UAAUCUUUUUCCUUCCCUCCCUUUCCCUUUUCUCUCUUUUCCUCAAGACUCUUUCCUCUCAAGUCUCAAUUUCAAUCCAACCCCAAUUCAUCAAAAUCUCUCUUUGCCACAUUGCCACUACUUCUUUGAAUUCUCUUUCUUUUCUAAUGUAAUUCACAUAUCAUAGCCAUUUUGCUUCUAGUUUCAAGGACAUAUAAAACACUUAAACCAAACCAAAAGCAAAAAAAACUACCUCAAAAUUAAGUUCAUUUUGUUGUCUCAUAAUUCAUCAUAACAUUAUGGAAAACCAAUUCUUUUUAAAUGCUGGAUUUGAACCUUACCAAACCCAAGAUUGUUUUUUCAACCCAAAUUGGGACAAGUCAACGGACCAAAACCUUAACUAUGAUUCAACACUUAGUUCAAUUGUCUCAUCCCCAGCAGCUACAUCAUCACCAUCAAAUCCCAACAUGUCCAAUGAAAAUUUUGUCAUGAGAGAAUUAAUAGGAAAAUUGGGAACUUUUGGUGAGAUCUCACAACAUUCUUCUAACCCUUUGGUUCUACCAAUGAUGUCUAGAGUGGCAGAAUUUUCACCUGAUCCUGGUUUUGUUCAAAGGGCUGCAAAAUUUUCUUGCUUUGGUAGCAAGAGUUUCAAUGAAAGAGGUAACCAAAUGGUGAUGAACAAUGUUGAAUUAGCUCAAAGAUCUCAUAAUUUAAUGGAAAAUGGAAUGAAGUUAUCAAGAGUUUCAAGUAGUCCAUCACUCAAAACAUUUGGAUCUCAAAUGGUUAAUCAUGAGAACAAGAAUUCUUCAUUGCAACAAGAAAAUGAGAAAAUGGAAGUGGCUAAUUCUCAAGAAGAAUCUACAAUAUCUGAGCAAAAUACACCAAAUGGUGAAAUUGGUGUCAAAGCUUCACCUGAUAUGAAUUCAAGGAAAAGAAAAGCUUCUUCUUCCAAAGGAAAAGCACCAAACUCUACCAAUCCUACGAAGGGUGUUGAAGGUAGUGGUGAAGACUUCAAUGCAAAGAAAAUUAAGGCAAAUGAGGGUGAGAGAAAUGAAAAUGGUGUCAGGAAUAUGGAGGAAGAGAUCAAAGAAGGUACACCAAAUGCAGGGGAAGAAAAACAGAACAAGAGUGACUCAAAACCUCCUGAACCUCAAAAAGAUUACAUUCAUGUCAGAGCAAGAAGAGGUCAAGCUACUGACAGUCACAGUCUUGCAGAACGAGUAAGGAGGGAGAAAAUAAGUGAGAGGAUGAAACUUCUCCAAGAUCUUGUACCAGGUUGCAAUAAGGUUACUGGAAAAGCACUUAUGCUUGAUGAAAUUAUAAAUUAUGUUCAGUCAUUGCAGCGUCAAGUUGAGUUUUUGUCUAUGAAAUUGUCUUCAGUGAACACAAAGAUGGAUUUAAGUAUUGAAAGUCUUGUUGUAUCAAAAGAUAUAUUUCAAUCAAAUAAUUCUUUGCAAAACUCAAUAUUCCAAUUAGAUUCCUCGGUACCAUCCUUUUAUGGGCAACAACCCCAGCAAAACCAAGCUAUUCAUAAUAACAUCCCUAAUACAAAUGGGUCCCACUGCUCAGUGGAACCAUUGGAUUCUUCUUUGUGCCAUAAUAUUGGCAUGCAUUUACCUUUCCUAAAUGGAUUUAAUGAAGGUGGCUCUCAGCAGUAUCCAUUAACAUUCUCUGAGGAGGACUUAAACACCGUUGUUCAGAUGGGAUUUGGCCAAACUUCAAACAGGAAUACACCAAUACACUCCCCAAGUUUCAACGGUUCAAAUCAAUCAACACAAAUGAAAAUUGAGCUCUAAUCACCUUUCAUUACGCCUCAAUUGAAGCCCUAGAGGAUCAAGAAAACUGCUGUAUACAACAAAAGAUUUAAUUCCAACAACCCUAUGAAUUAUAAUUAAGCCAUUAUUGAUUAGGUCUGUCCAAUAUAUAGAACCUUUGUUAGUUUUUUAAGCUAGUCAUUUUACAUUUUAUUUUUUUCCCUUUAUAUUAUUUCAGUUUCUAUUCUUCUGGGCAAUUUUUUUCCCUCUAUUUUACAAAUUAUUCAAUGUAAAAUCUUAGGAUUGAUUCUGUAUUGUAUGGUGCAAAUUAUCAGUGUUAUAUUGCACCAAUGUAUCAUUGCUUAAUUAAAGUAAAAAAAUUCAAUUAGCUUUCA
This is a messenger RNA of Medicago truncatula (barrel medic), 2128 nucleotides long. RefSeq names its product transcription factor bHLH62. Gene Ontology annotation, biological process: regulation of DNA-templated transcription. NCBI's taxonomy places the organism in Eukaryota, Viridiplantae, Streptophyta, Magnoliopsida, Fabales, Fabaceae. The coding region runs from base 279 to 1775 and encodes 498 amino acids. Gene Ontology annotation, molecular function: protein dimerization activity; DNA-binding transcription factor activity. Gene Ontology annotation, cellular component: nucleus. The transcript has 8 exons. The record is from RefSeq and is a predicted model, not a curated record.